CUCAGAGAAGUACUCUGCUCUUUUCUCUCACAAGCAGAAUCUCUGUCUUAUUUCAAGAUGACUGCGGGGGUGUGUGUGUGCGUGCUGCUGCUGGUUCUGUGUACAAGCUGUCUCGGACUGCCUCUCUCCUCCCAGCCCGCCGCCGGUGAGGACCGCCGGGGGGGCGCGGACCGCCGCGUGCCCGCCUCCGCCUCCUCUGAAGCUCUCCCUGACACCGACACCUCCUUGUCCGAGCCCCACGUACGCCACAGGCGGUCUGCCCCACAGAUGAACGCGGCCCCCCUGUCGCAGGAGGAGGGAAACCCCCGAGCCAACCUCAGCGAAAUGCUGGCUAGGCUAAUCUCCACCAGGAAAGGCUCGGUGCGGAGGGACAUGGCUGUGAGCAACCGGUCCAGUGGCGGGAUGAGCGCGGGCCACCGGAUAAAGGACCGGGAUUACCUGGGCUGGAUGGACUUCGGGCGCCGCAGCGCAGAGGAAUACGAGUAUUCCUCCUAAUGACGUCGUGACCCGGGCACGCACCGGCACGGGGGGAGAGGGGUGGGGGCGGCGGGAGGGUCGGGCUGGGGUGGGGGGGGAAGCGGAGGGGAAGGGGUAAAAGGAGUUUAAAUCUGCAAAUGUUCAUCAUUUCAAAAUAAGAGUAUAUUUAUGAUGUAUUUGUUUGUACAUUUGUUUGUAAAACUAUGAUCAUGCAAUAUAUAAAGACAUACGUAUGCCACAUUUUGCAGAAAAAUUGCUUGUGCUUGAUUAUUUUUUUCGGUUCGUUAGUUUUUAUGUUUUUAACCGUUUUUCCCCUAUUUCUAUUUCUUUUGUUGCUUUUCUGGGUGGAAUUGUUUGCCGUUGUGUCAGGAUCUGGUAGGAUUAAUGCGGCUGAAUAAAGAUUAAAGAAUAAACUUUG
Molecule: messenger RNA, 895 nt
Organism: Gadus morhua (Atlantic cod)
Lineage: Eukaryota; Metazoa; Chordata; Actinopteri; Gadiformes; Gadidae
Product: cholecystokinin
Exons: 4
Coding region: 58-495 (145 amino acids)
Biological process (GO): digestion
Cellular component (GO): extracellular region; axon
Molecular function (GO): neuropeptide hormone activity
Source: RefSeq, a predicted model, not a curated record